This is a messenger RNA of Trypanosoma grayi, 606 nucleotides long. RefSeq lists its product as hypothetical. The transcript has a single exon. The record is from RefSeq and is a predicted model, not a curated record. The coding region runs from base 1 to 606 and encodes 201 amino acids. NCBI's taxonomy places the organism in Eukaryota, Euglenozoa, Kinetoplastea, Trypanosomatida, Trypanosomatidae.
AUGUUUGGCGAGAAGAUCACGCGCUCGCCCAGUGCGGGCAUGAAUUCCGCCGGUACUGAGAAGGAGGAGGGGGAGGAGAAGCAGGCGACGCCCACUGUCACCAUCGCUGCUGGCGUGCCCUACACCGAUGCGGAGAAGGCACUGCUGCAGUCGCAACUAAAAGCACAACCAAAGCCGCCGCCGCCGCCGAAGCAGGAAUUGGGGGACGCGUGGGUCUCGACAACGUUGCCGCUGCUGGUCUCCAUGGUGGAGAAGGUGCUGCAGCUUGCCGCACAGCACUGCGAGGACGGCGGCGAUGCUGACAUCAGCAGCACCACCAGCGACAACACCAACACGUCAACGAAAGCCACCACCGCGGGCCCUGUGACGUCGGCGAGCAAGUUAGAUCGCUUCCUCGAGGAGAACACAUACAUCGUGGAGCAGCUGCGGCUGCAGCAGUGGCCUUUCUUCACGCUGCCGCGGCUGUGGGAGGUGCUCGCCGACCCUUUCAAGUACAAUACCAACGCGAGGGGGAGGCUUAGGGCGGAGAAGCUGCAGGCGGCGGUGCGGCGCUGCGUGCUGGUGUCGUCUCCGCUGCUCACCGCGCCGCUGCCGGAUGCCGGGUAG